Saimiri boliviensis boliviensis (Bolivian squirrel monkey) is the source of this 790-nucleotide messenger RNA. RefSeq names its product selenoprotein W (gene SELENOW). Gene Ontology annotation, cellular component: cytosol. The record is from RefSeq and is a predicted model, not a curated record. NCBI's taxonomy places the organism in Eukaryota, Metazoa, Chordata, Mammalia, Primates, Cebidae.
GGGGAAGCAGAGGCUCCGUCCUUACUGAGCGGGUUCCUGCCGCACUCGCGCAGACGUCGCGCGUCCAGGCGGGAGGUCGGUGUGGCCCGGGCGUCUGCUCCCCGGCGGCUGUGGCAGCCCCGAGCCAUGGCUCUCACGGUCCGAGUCGUUUAUUGUGGCGCUUGAGGCUACAAGUCCAAGUAUCUUCAGCUCAAGAAGAAGUUAGAAGAUGAGUUCCCCGGCCGCCUGGACAUCUCCGGCGAGGGAACUCCCCAGGCCACCGGGUUCUUCGAAGUAACGGUAGCUGGGAAGUUGAUUCACUCUAAGAAGAAAGGCGAUGGCUAUGUGGACACGGAAAGCAAGUUUCUGAAGCUGGUGGCCGCCAUCAAAGCUGCCUUGGCUCAGGGCUAAUGCGCCCUGAAGGCAGAGUCCAGGGACCUUAAUCCAGCCCCUCUCAGCAGACGCUUCAUGACGGGAAGGAGUGAAAUGCCUCGUGGACGCCUGGUCCUUCCCCGAUGCUCUCGUGGCUGCUGUUGGGGGCAGAGAUUGAUGCCCUUGCUCUCUGCCUCUGUGUGUGUGUGUCUUCCCUGGGCUCCACACUGCCCCACCCUCCUCCCAUCGCCCGAUCUGAUCAGAUUUCUGUGCACACCCCAUGUUUCCCCAGUUGUCCCCCGGAGUUUGGGGCACAGUCCUGCCUCAGGCAUCCUUCUCAAGGGGAAGCCAAGAGAGGCAUCAGGAUGGUUGAGUGUCUGAUUGUGGCAAAGUUUGUAGCUGUUCACAAUUCAAUAAAUAUUGGAAGAGUUUAACCCAA